ACGCCAUUUUUGUUGCACAAAGUACUUCUCCGCAACUUUUGGACAUAAGCGCUCACUGUUCCAAAGCUUGAAUCUUCAGACCGAGAAAAACUUUCUUCUUCCUCAAAACUUCAACGAGUUCGAUUUCGAUUGGAACAUAAGGUCGUAAAAGGUUUCAACUCUUCUUUCAAGAACUAGUACCCUCAACAUGGCUUUGGCAAGAGUAAGUAGAAGUACCUUGAGAAGAUCAGAAGUCACCGUUAACAACAUGUUCAAUGAAGUACCAACCAAACACAACUUUUCCACACCCUCCCUUGCAAACGCCACUAGAGAUGGCAAUUUUUCUUACCUUUCUGGCAUUAGAAAGGCGAAUAAUGCGAGUUUAUUUAGUAGAGGAAUAAGUGUUGUCCCACAUUACCAAUCUCCUGUUGCCGAGAGGAUUAUUGACGAAUCGGAUGCGGAGUGUGAGGAGACGAGGUAUCCAGGACUAGAAGCAACCAGGCCAAGCGAAAAACCGAGGGUGGUUGUCCUUGGAACCGGCUGGGCUGCUUGUCGAUUCCUCAAGGGACUGGACACAAAGAUUUAUGAUGUCGUCUGUAUAUCGCCUAGGAAUCAUAUGGUCUUCACUCCUUUGCUUGCUUCAACUUGUGUGGGGACCUUGGAGUUCCGAUCAGUGGCUGAACCCGUUAGUCGAAUUCAGUCUGCGCUGGCGUCGAAUCCCGGUUCAUAUUUUUACUUAGCCACCUGUAAUGGCAUUGAUACAGACAAACAUGAGUUGUAUUGUGAGACGGUUGCCAACGGUGGAUUACCUCAUGAGCCUUACAGAUUCAGAGUUGCUUAUGACAAGCUUGUUAUAGCUGCUGGAGCUGAGCCCUUGACAUUUGGUAUCAAGGGUGUGAAGGAACACGCCUUUUUCCUUCGUGAGGUUAAUCAUGCUCAAGAGAUCAGGAAGAAGCUCCUCUUGAACUUGAUGCUCUCUGAAAAUCCAGGAAUAUCAAUGGAAGAAAGGAAACGCCUUCUACAUUGUGUUGUCAUUGGUGGUGGUCCUACUGGUGUGGAGUUCAGUGGUGAAUUGAGUGAUUUUAUCAUGAGAGAUGUUUGUGAAAGUUAUUCCCAUGUCAAGGACGACAUCCAAGUGACCCUUAUUGAGGCAAAUGAGAUCUUGUCUUCCUUUGAUGUGGGGCUAAGGCAAUAUGCAACGAACCAUUUAACAAAAUCUGGUGUUCGCCUAAUGCGUGGUGUUGUGAAAGAAGUGCAUGCCAAAAAGAUAGUUCUCAAUGACGGAACUGAUGUUCCUUACGGCCUCUUGGUGUGGUCCACAGGUGUUGGACCGUCAGACUUUGUGAAAUCACUCCAUCUUCCCAAGUCUGCUGGUGGAAGGAUUGGUGUGGAUGAGUGGCUGCGGGUUCCUUCCGUAGAAGAUGUGUUUGCACUAGGAGACUGCGCCGGUUUUCUUGAACAGACAGGAAGGCCAGUUCUUCCAGCCUUGGCUCAGGUUGCGGAACGACAGGGAAAGUAUCUGGUGGAGUCGUUUAACAAGAUUGGGAAGCAGAACGGAGGCAAGGCUUUCAGCGCAAAAGACGUCCCUUUUGGAGAGCCUUUUGUGUACAAGCACCUAGGAAGUAUGGCCUCAGUUGGCAGCUACAAGGCUCUUGUUGAUUUACGACAGUCCAAGGACUCUAAGGGUAUAUCACUUGCUGGGUUCGUUAGCUGGCUGAUUUGGCGCUCCGCCUAUCUGACACGCGUCGUAAGCUGGAGGAACAGGUUUUACGUAGCGGUUAACUGGGCGACCACGCUUGUGUUUGGCAGAGAUAACUCCAGAAUUGGUUGAACAACACUACUGCAGCCAUUGACGAUUGUUAUAUUGAUUCGAAGCUAUGCACUGCAGUUACUGAAGUUUUGAAUUUUGAUAUCUUCGUUUGUUAUUUAAUUCAAAUAUUGAUAUGGGGUAACUAGUGAGUCCUGGAAAAUGGGAAGUAGGAAUUUAAGAAGAGCAAUUCAGGUGAGUGCAUUGGGCGCACCAACCACAACUGAACCUUAACUAAUGUACUUAGCACCAGAAAAAAUAAAAAAACAAAAAAAUACUUGGUAGUGAAUGUAAUAGCUCGAUUUAUGAUCUUUAACACCAGUCUUAAGGCUUGUUUACUUUGUAGUGACAUAAGUUCCUCCUUGCAACUCGUGAAUUAAGAAUUCUUACAACAACAAAA
Molecule: messenger RNA, 2186 nt
Organism: Morus notabilis
Lineage: Eukaryota; Viridiplantae; Streptophyta; Magnoliopsida; Rosales; Moraceae
Product: internal alternative NAD(P)H-ubiquinone oxidoreductase A2, mitochondrial
Exons: 9
Coding region: 188-1810 (540 amino acids)
Molecular function (GO): NADH dehydrogenase activity
Source: RefSeq, a predicted model, not a curated record